Molecule: messenger RNA, 2612 nt
Organism: Glycine soja
Lineage: Eukaryota; Viridiplantae; Streptophyta; Magnoliopsida; Fabales; Fabaceae
Product: eEF1A lysine and N-terminal methyltransferase-like
Exons: 2
Coding region: 112-1524 (470 amino acids)
Source: RefSeq, a predicted model, not a curated record
GUCACCAAGCAUAAAAAAGUCGCAACUUCAGUUGCCACAAAGUUAAGUUAACCGUACAAACAGGUCGGGCAAAAUACAACACCUUAUUCAAGAGCAGCAAAACAAAGUGUGAUGGCCCUGGAUGCAUCAACCUUCGAAACCAUAACCCCUUCACGCUUCAUCGCCUUCACAGUACCUCAUCCAACAUGUUCCGAUUCCACUCUCCGAGUCGCCGUGCUCGACUCGCCGCUCCAACCCACUGACUCACCCCGAGUCGGCGCCAUGUUGGUCCCCGAAGGCCGUGAAACCGAUUGGAUCUUCUCCACCGAAUCGGGCCAUCUCCAACUCCUCUUCAGCUCCCCUGGAAUUUCACGUUUGAUUCUCAUAGGAACCCUCUUCAAAGAAGGUACUUUAACUCUUCUUCAAUCACGUGCUUAUCACCGUUCCUUGGAGUGUUCAUUGCAGCAUCAGGGUUUUGAGGUUUGGUCAAAGCCUCUUCUUUUGGCUUUGUCUCCUAAAUCUUUGUUCAAAAGGGGCAUUCCUGAGAUACCCCUUUUGAGUUAUGAGGAUAGUUUGGUUUCUAGUGUGGUGGUUCAUGAAUGUGUUGGGUGUCAUGUUGGUGAAAUGUUGGUUGAGGAUGUUGAAAUUGAAAAUGAGAGUGAUCAUGGGAGGGAGUUUAGGAGGAGGUUGAGGUUUAAGAGAAUGCCUAAUUUGAUUCAAACUGAAAUUUGUAUUAUUCCUGAGAGAGAUUGUGAUGGUGUGUGCAUUGGUGGUGAUGUGGGGUUUGUGCCUGAUCUUAAGGUUUUGGUGCACCCUUACUUGGGGCCUAUGGUGGCUGGUCUUGUGUUGAAUAGUGAAUAUGUGGAGGGGCGGAUUCGGAUGGGGUUUAGGCCGAAGGCUUUGUGCCUUGGGGUUGGAGGUGGGGCUUUGAUGACCUUUUUGAGAAAUCAAUUGGGUUUUGAGGUCAUGGGUGUGGAUAGUGAUAGGGAGGUUUUGAGGGUGGCAAGGAAGUAUUUUGGAUUGGAAGAAUGUGAGUUUGUCCGUGUUGUUGUUGGGGAUGCCUUUGAAUCGAUGAACAAGCUUGUGUGUCGUGGAAAAUUGAAUGGUCGGAGGAGUUCUUUUGAUGAUUGUGAGGUUAAUGGUUUUGGUGGUCACUUAGUGGUGGAGGAUGAGGUCAACUGUAAAUUUGACGUCGUUAUGGUUGAUUUAGAUUCGAGCGACGUGAGGAACGGUGUAAGAUCUCCGCCGUUGGAAUUCAUUAGAAAGGAUGUUCUUCUUGCUGCUAAAUUAGUUCUUUGUGAGUUUGGGAUUCUUGCCAUUAAUGUCAUUCCUCCUAGCAGGUCCUUCUACGACAACUUGGUGAGUCAUUUUCAGGAAGUUUUUCAUGAGCUGUACAAGAUAGAUGUAGGGAAUGGUGAAAAUUUUGUUCUUAUUGCCACAGCUUCACCUCUGGUGUUUUCAGUUGAGGAUUGUGGUAAUUCUUUUCUUAUGCGACUGAAAUCAGUUAUUCCGGAAGCAUUCAUAAAUUCCAUAACAAAGAUAUAAUGUUUCAUUUCUUGAGACAAGUGUAGUGAUUUUGAAAGAUCGUUUGCUUCCAAAUAGAUGAUGUGUCGGUAAUUUUGAUACUAUGAUCCAAAGUGGAGUGUUUCUUUCAUGCAUGGUGCAUCUUUGCCCGUGAAGAGAGUCAUCUUUAAGACUACUGAGCAAACACUGAAAUCACAUUCAUAUCAGCGGCUUUGCAUCUUGCUCUGGAUCCAAUUGCUUUCAGUAAGCUUAUGCCAUGUCACUCUUUGUUGGUAUUGAGGAGCACAUCAUCAAUGGAGAAGCAAGCAUCUGAGGGUUUCCACUGAAGAUUUCCAAAAUGGUUUCAAGAGUAGUAAAGUUCAUGACAUGCUUUCUUCUUCUUCUUCUUUUAUGCUUUUGGGAAAAGUGAAUUAUUGUAGUAAAGUUCAAGUAGCUUUUCAACUGGCCAAUAUCAUGUGCUGCCAAAAGCUUUAUAUAUAUAUAUAUAUAUAUAUAUAUAUAUAUAUAUAUAUAUAUAUAUAAUAGAAGUAUUUCAAUUACAUUAAUUUUAUAGUUGGAUGGAAGUAACUUCAAUUUUUUAUAUCGAUUGGUAAAUCAACAUAAUGCUAUUUUCCUCAAUAUUUUACUGUCUAAAAGAAUUGUUUAGCUCUAAUCCAACAUUGUAUAGAGCAGAACUUACUCUUUGUUUAUAGGGAGGAAUGAAUAGGCGCACCUGGUAAGGUGGCUCCAGCGUCCACAAUACAAAAUUGUUGCCAGACACAUAUUCAGAAGAAUCAUGAAUUAAAUAACGAGCUAGGGAUGUUAAUGCUGGAUCAGAAGUGUCAUAUUUUCUCAAGGGUACUGUUUUCAUGGCCACAUCAUUCAACCAAUGUUUUUGCAUUAGAUUUGCAGUGAUUUCAGAUUUGAAAAGUAGAGGUGAUAUGGAAUUCACUCUGAUUUUGUGUGUCCCCAUUUCUAAUGCCAUGAUCUGUCAAAUAACAUUAGUGUCAGAAAAUAAAUGAUAUCAAUAUUGGCGCCUCUAUUUAAUCAUUGUGAACAAUGAAUGGGUUAGUGAACUCUAGCAAACAUGUAAUUUUGUGAAUAUCAGAUGAGAAUAUGAAAUUAGAGCA